Rotaria socialis is the source of this 714-nucleotide messenger RNA. NCBI's taxonomy places the organism in Eukaryota, Metazoa, Rotifera, Eurotatoria, Philodinida, Philodinidae. The record is from the annotation of a GenBank genome assembly.
AUGGCUGCACGAUCAGCACUGUCAUCGGCAAAGCCAAAGGCAACUGCAAAGACAAAACCAACAAAUAGUACAACAAAGCAAAUUACCACGAAAGUACAAAAUACCACAGUAGUAUCGGCUACCACGGCAACAUCAACUACGACGAAAAAGUCAACUGCCACGAAAAAAUCAACGACCACGACAAUAUCAACUACUACCACGACAAUAUCAACUACUACACCAAAGCCAACUACUACCACGACAAUCACGACUACAGAGUUACCAAUAAUAAGCAUAACAACGGAAAUGACAGAGACUGUCACAGAAGAUGCCGAUGGGUCACAAUCAGAAAUAUUAGAUAAUUCAGAUGCAAUCGCAGACUAUGAAGAGGAAGCAUCCCUUCCAAAUGCAACGGCUUCAUCAAGCAUCGAUCAUACAACAACUAUAACAGCAAACAAAAAAGGAUUGAUUAUAAUAACUACGACUAGCAACGAUAAGAAAAAUUCAAGAAAAACAUCACAAAAGUCAAAAUCUAAACUGCCUCUUGUAUUGGGAUUAAUCUCUGGUGGCCUUACGAUUAUUGGUCUAUUGGGAUGUUUAAUUAUUUAUGCAUUAAUCGAUCGACGCAAGAUCAAAAUAUUCAAUCGAUCUGAAGGAAGAAAAAAAAACAAUAGACUCAAAGGACUAACUGAUUCAACAUCCACAAUUCCUGAUGGUAGUUCUUCUCAAAGAUGA